UUAAACUUUAGCUACAACAAACAUUGCAUUCAUAAUGUCGAAAACAACAAAACGUGUUUACGACGCCCGCUCCUCAUAUCCUGAUCGCACCAAAUCUGAAGAAAAUUCAUUUUCAGACUUGAAUGUGGUCAUAAAAACCCUAGACACGGCCUUGUUGUUGUUAAGUUCCAAGGAAGAGGCGGUUUUGCUAACUGUCUUUAACCACAUUACUGAUUUUGCACGACGACAAGACUCGAAUAUGCUUGAGUUGAAGGAACAUCAAAUGUUGGAGUUACUAUUGGAAAAAGAGUUUUUUAUUACAUCAGAUACUGUUCUAAUUAGACGUUUUGCACUGUAUCUUAUAACAGUGCUUAUGGAUCAGACCGAUUUAAGUGAACUUGAAACGGAGAAGACACAAAAGAUUCUUGAUAUAAGCUAUAAAUUUUAUCUGCAGGAGAACGACGAUUUCUGCAUUGAAUAUUUAACCUAUAUUGUAAAUAUGUGCUUACGUGAUCCGAAGGUGGCGCAAAGCAUUCUAGAGAAUAUAGAGUUUCUGGACAAAAUGAAGAACAUAUUUGUGAGCUCUCAGAACCCGGACACCGUUUAUAACUCCAUCGAUGCAUUGCAUAAAAUGUUGCAAGUCCAAAGCGCCGAAGACAUGCUUCAGUUUACCACGCAGCCCGACUUUCCUAUAGAUCGCAUAAUCUGCGAGGUGUCAAACGAAUUUGAGGAAAUUCGUCAGGCAGCACGCAAGGUUCUCAAGCUCCUGUUAGCCGACACUGGGGACACAAGUGUGUGGGAGCCACAGCAUCGUUGCCUUUUCGUUUUGCAGCAAUUGGUAAAGUAUUUCUGUCAAGAUCCCCAAGCUUUUGAUGCGCUCGAUGUGAUCGACGUGCUGGCCACGGCAUUGCGCUCGGAGAAAAUGACAAAGCUGUUUUUUGAGCACAAUCUUUUCGAUUUGAUUGUGGAACAGUUGAAAGAGGACAUGGAUCUUCUGGCUUUUGAGCUGCGUUGCACUAUAAUUUCAAUAUUUGCCGAGACCGCCAAUUAUCCACAGUUUUUAGCACGCAUACAUGCAGCUGGCAUAACGGAUAUGUUCAUCCACUGUCUAUUGGACAACCAACCCGCUCCGGCCACAUAUGUUUUAAUCGGGCUUAACCGUUUAAUUGAUCACCCAGAGGCGUUACGUCGUUUUGUGGCCGAAUACCCAGAAGGUAUAAUCCAGAAGCUUGUAAAUAUUAUUCUAUCCCCGGAGGUGAUGAUAAAGACACGUGAGCAGGCAGCUGAACUAAUUGGCCAUUUAUUGGUAGUAGCUUUCCGGGACACGGCUGAGGAGCUUUUGGCAUUAAAUAUAUCGGAUGUGCUUACAAAAAUAAUCCAACAGGGCUUGCCAGCAUUGUCCAUAGAUUUGAUACUAUCUCUACUAGUGGUUAUCGAGAGUCUCGCACAAAAUGAAGAAUACCGUGCCAAGAUUUGUGAGAAUCGAGCCCUCACUGAGCAAAUUGCACAGCUUCUGAUGCGUUCGUACGCCCAUUCCAUAUUGGUGAACAAUAUAUUCCGGUGCCUCUGCACAAUCAUCGAUGAGGAGCCUGUGCGCGAGGUGCUGCUUGAAAACUAUAUAGUAUCAUCGAUUAAACGGGCACUGAAGUCUCUGUCCAAUCUUAUAAAGACAGCUGUAACUAACUUUAUACUACAGACCACACGAUUUGUUGAAUUUGUCGAUGCGUACAUCGAUCGCGGAGUAUUAGAAGUCUUAAUGUUGUUCCAAAAGCACGCAUUUUGUGUAUCCACCUGGGGACCAGCCAUUGAGAGCAUAUUAUCCAAGUGUCCUACUAUGAAGUUUGGCAUACGUAACUAUCUCGGCUUCACUGAUAUAACCGCCGGCAAGGAUUUCUACAUCUCGAAACGCAAGUUUGAAGACUUUCGUUGCUUGCAGGACAUACUGCGCAUGGACUGCUCACCCCUCGAUGCGGUGUUCGUCGUAAAUUUUGACCGACCCAUCGCAGAUGAAAAUGAUGUUAUAGAUGUACCACCACAUUGUAUGGACUUCGCGGAAGGGCACCCAAGUAAUGCAAAGUGGUGCUAUUGCAAACGACCUGGCGAUGAGUUUUUGCCGCAGUACCUAGAGGCUUUGAACCAAACAUUGGCCUUACACGGUCUGGUCGAGAAUCCAGAUAAAAUCCGUCGCAGCAUUGACUUCGAUAAUGUUGCAAAGCGCAGCAAGAUUAUAGCUGAGGCCGUGGCCAGUGUAAUGAGUGAAGACCUAAAUAUAUUGGAUCUAAACACCACAGAGGAGUGCUCCCGACAUACUGUGCGUUGUCACUUGCUAGAGCUGCGUUACAUCUACCACACGAACUUUAUUCCUCUGGGCACGGUGCGCAGUGGCUGCCAGUUCGAGCGUGCCAUUCUGUUCAAGUGCUUUGCCGACCAGAUCGGACUGCCCAGCACUCUGCAGCGCAGUGUCGAUGGACGUAUGCUGUACAAUGAGGUUCCGUUACCACUAGAGAUAGAGAAGGAUGUGCACUGCGACAAGAAGACCCUGAAGUUCAUGCCUUGGCGGAUGCUGCGUCCCACCCAUAUCGUGGAUCUCAUGUACAAUGUGGGCGAACUCUAUCCGAUGCAAAGUCGCCAGGCCUUACAAUAUUUGCGACUGUAUUGAACUCGCAAUAUGCCUUAUUUCUAUUUCUGUCUUAUGCCACUUAGCAGUCUGUAAUUCCAAAUUUAUAUGUAAUAAUAAACAAAA
Molecule: messenger RNA, 2722 nt
Organism: Scaptodrosophila lebanonensis
Lineage: Eukaryota; Metazoa; Arthropoda; Insecta; Diptera; Drosophilidae
Exons: 4
Coding region: 35-2638 (867 amino acids)
Source: RefSeq, a predicted model, not a curated record